GAGAAUUUCUAGACAAGGUCGUAUCUCUAUUGCUUCAUUCAAACACCACCGUUUAACAUACCCCGUACUUCGUCAACGAAUCAAUUUGACUCCUCUAUCCAGUCAAAAUGUCGGACGAGAUUAUUUGGCAGGUUAUCGACAAACAAUUUUGCAGUUUUAAACUAAAAACUACGAAAGAAAAGAACUUUUGUCGAAACGAGUACAAUGUGACAGGUCUCUGCAAUAGACAGUCAUGCCCUCUUGCCAACUCUCGUUAUGCUACCGUUCGAGCGCAUCCUACGAAGGGUACCUUAUACCUCUAUAUGAAGACAAUCGAACGAGCACAUAUGCCAUCGAAGUUAUGGCAGAAAAUCAAGCUAUCCCAGAACUAUGCCACCGCCCUCAAGCAGAUCGAUGACCAACUCAUCUACUGGCCCAAAUUCCUAGUCCACAAGGCAAAACAACGAGUUACUAGACUUACACAAGUGGCGAUUAGGAUGAGAAGGCUCGCUAAGGAAGAUGAACGCUUAGGCGAGAAGCUCGUGCCUAAGCUGGCACCUAAGAUCAGACGACGAGAAGAGACUAGAGAACGCAAAGCUGAGGCUGCCGCCAAGUUAGAACGCACAAUCGAGCGAGAGCUUAUGCAGAGAUUACGCGAGGGUGCAUACGGCGACCAACCUCUCAAUGUUAGCGAAACUAUUUGGAAGAAGGUGCUUAACGCCAUGGAACGUGAGGGCGAAGGUAAAAGAGAUAAGGAUCUUGAUAAGGGCAUUGAAGACGAGGACGAGGACGAGGAUGAGGAUGAGGAUGAAAAUGAGCUGGAGUAUGAGCAAGAAGAAGAGGACGACAUCCCCGACGGAGCUAUCGAAUAUGUCAGCGACUUCGACGAGAGUGAGGACGACCUAGAGGACAUCGAAGACUGGCUGGAAAGUGACGAAUCCGAUAAAGAAGAGGAGUCAGACGAAGAGACCGAGGAGGAAUCAACUAAGAAGGCGGUGGGCGAAAAGAGAAAGAGAGCGCGUGUCAUCCGUGCGAAGCCGAAGAAGACAGCUCGACGUGGAAAGGAGAUUGAACAUGAGCACGAGUUUGAGCGGCAUCGGGAUGAGCUGGCCUUCUAGAAGGCAAUUCGCUGGCAAUUGCUAGUAAGUGCUGGUACGAAUCCAAGCAUCCGACACCCUCAUUGCAUUCAAAACUCUUGAUACCCUCUUUGAUACUUGGUUCAAUGCUGUACCUAGUGUAUCUUAUGACCUUUCCUAGGUUCAUAUAUGUAGAUAAAAUAGCAACAAGCUUGGGGCUGGGUUGC
Messenger RNA from Annulohypoxylon maeteangense, 1282 nucleotides. RefSeq names its product Mak16 protein. NCBI's taxonomy places the organism in Eukaryota, Fungi, Ascomycota, Sordariomycetes, Xylariales, Hypoxylaceae. Gene Ontology annotation, biological process: maturation of LSU-rRNA; maturation of 5.8S rRNA. Bases 108 to 1097 code for a protein of 329 amino acids. Gene Ontology annotation, cellular component: nucleolus; preribosome, large subunit precursor. The transcript is spliced from 4 exons. The record is from RefSeq and is a predicted model, not a curated record.